Molecule: messenger RNA, 1020 nt
Organism: Phoenix dactylifera (date palm)
Lineage: Eukaryota; Viridiplantae; Streptophyta; Magnoliopsida; Arecales; Arecaceae
Source: RefSeq, a predicted model, not a curated record
CUACAGUUCUCCUCAUCCUUUCAAUAUAGUAUCCCAAACGCCAGACCCCAUGCCUUCCUAUCUCCUCCCUAAUCUUCCCCAGCUUCUCUUUCUUUCAUUCCUCUUCACCACCCUUCGCACCGCCACUUCAGCCCCGAGCAACAGCUGGUACUGGUACAAUUGCUCCAUCACAUCCAACUUCACCACCCACAGCACCUACAAAUCAGACCUCCAACUCCUCCUCUCUUCCCUUUCCUCCGCCGCCAUCCCCACCGGCUUCUCCACCCAGUCCAACGGCCGAUCCCCGAACCAAGUCUUCGGCUCUGCUCUCUGCCGCGGCGAUGUCUCCCAAGACGAAUGCCAGUACUGCCUCUCCACCGCCGUCCAAGACAUCCUCCAGCUCUGCCCGUUGAGUCGAAGAGGAGCCAUUUGGUACCUAAAGUGCUUUCUCCGCUACUCUAGCAGCAACUUUACCUCUUCCAAAGACAACGAGACUUCAAGAUUUAGACGAUUCUCCUACAAGACGCAGAAUGCCUCGGAGCCGUUCUCCGCCGCGCUGUUGGGAAACCUGAUGACUGACUUGAUAGAGCGGGCGGCGUACAGGUCGGCACGGCUGUUUGCCACAGGAGAGGUCAAUAUGACGAGCUCCGAAACGCUGUACGGACUAGUGCAGUGCACGAGGGAUCAGUCGGAGGAUGACUGCCACCAAUGCCUGCAGCGGUCGGUGAACAUCAUGUCAACUUACUUCCCACGGAGCAUUGAAGCUGUGACGAUGGCUUACAACUGCUUCAUGGGGCACGCGACGUACUCUUUCUAUAAUCAAUCCGUCGGGGCUGCACCACCACCUCCGCCAGCACCGGAGGUGGAUCCCGGCGCUCCGCCGCCUAGAGGAAAGGACUCAGGGAAAAAGAACGUAGCCUUGGUCAUCCCGUUGGUUAGCGUGUUGGGGGUCCUCUCAGCCAUUUUCAUCUGUUCAUGGAGGAGGAGAACAUUUUUAAAAGUAUCCCGUAAGUAUUGCAUACGUCCAGUUUAAUUUGUACG